GGUAGAUAGCGGAAGAAAAAUGGCCGGGUUGUCAGAAGAAGUGUUUUCUCUGUGAUGGUCUGGGACAAAGAAGGUUGAUUUCAUCCUAAAGUGGGACUCAGACAGCAGCAUGGAAGAUAAGAAUGAGAAACCUGCUGUUGCUCCUCCGGUUUUUGUGUUCCAAAAAGAUACAGCACAAAAGAGGUCAGCAGAGGGAUCCAGCACAGAGGAUGGAGAGGACUCUGAUAAAGAAGAUGGCAGUUACUGCCCUGCGUCUAAGAGAGGAAGAACAUCGCCUUUCACACAGUCCCCACCCGCCCAAUCCGUUUCUAAGAAUAAUGUUUUCAUGCCAUCCAGUUCUUGUCAAUCACCAACUUCAAACUCCGACUCAGAUGCAGAACCUGAGGAGAGGAUGGUGGGGUUUUGUCUGAAGCCCCCCACAUUGAUCCACGGCCAGGCUCCAAGUGCUGGUGUCCCGAACCCGAAACCCAAAGAAGCUCAGCGCAGCAUCCUGCGACCUCCAGUGCUGCAAGCCCCACCGGCCCGAACUCUCCCUCGGAGUGACACAAGCAACAGAAGUUCAAAUGGACUAACAAACUCCUUGGAAGCAGAAGGUGAAAGUAUCUCAGUGGUCUCGAAUGCUGGCACAGAGGAUAAUAACAUGUCAUUGGUGGGUAAAAGUUGUGACUCAUCUGAGAGGGAAAAUACAGAUUGUCCUUCAGAAACUUCAGUGGAAGCAAAUUACUUUUUACAGUACAUCAAUUUCAGUGAACAGAAAGCUGACAACAGCAGUGCCAACUGUGCGAAGUUUGUUUUUGGACAGAACAUGUUGGAACGUGUUUUGGCUCUGCCGAAAUGCAGCUCUGAUCCGAGAGGGGGCAGCAGCGAGCCACAGCCAGAGAUUGGGCUCUUCAGCCAGCUUUCCUCCUCGCAAGAUCACAGCCUAGAGAAGAGUGACAACACAAAAGAGUCUCUUGAAGAGUCUGCAGCACGGCAUGAAGCACACAAAACUCAGAAGUGUUUAUUAGAGCGAGUUGAGGUCAAGACAGGAGAGGAGUCUGAGAGCAAUGUGCUACAGAUGCAAUGCAAGUUGUUUGUGUUUGAGAUGGUGUCUCAGUCUUGGGUGGAGAGAGGAUGUGGAGUGCUACGGCUCAAUGAUAUGGCAUCUGCUGAAUACGGCACCUUACAGUCCAGACUGGUCAUGAGGACACAGGGAAGUCUUCGAGUGAUCCUCAACACAAAGAUUUGGUCUCAGAUGCAGGUGGAUAAAGCCAGUGAGAAGAGUCUAAGAAUAUCAGCUAUGGACAAAGAGGAGCAGGGCAUCAAAGUCUUCCUAAUUUCUUCCAGCUCUAAGGAUGCUGCCCAGUUGUAUGCAGCCUUGCAUCAUCGUAUUCUGGCACUGCGGAACAUUGGUGGUAAAGAGUCUAAUGCCCCUUCAGCUUUUCCUGCGGGUGAGGUCAUCUGCUUCAGCGACGAUGACGAGUCCCGCACACCCCCUGCAGUAGCUACACCUGCAUCAGGUAAUCCAGAGGCAGGUGUGCAUCCAUCCACAGGGGACAAAUAGUGCUGAAUCUGCUGCUGAUUCCAAGCCCACAAUGCCUCACUGCAGUCCUCUUACUAUGCAGGUGUUUAUCUCUAAACUUAAUCUGUGGGUAUACUGUAGUCGUAUGCUCCUUAGUUUAUUAGAUUAUUUUUUUAUUUAUAGAACUGGACAUGUAACAAUCUCAAUGUCAUCAUAUUGAUGAGAACAAGCUUUUGUUUUAGUUUGAGUGAACAGUCACAUGCAAGCAGUAUUUUUUAUUUUUUUGUGUGUGUGAGGUUUGAUUUCUUUCAUACAGUACAAAACAUGGCUGUGUAUUUUCCCAUUUCAACUUCCAUCAAUGGUCUCAAAUGUCUAGAAAUGGUUCAGAAUCAGAAACCUUUACAAUGCAGCCCUGAAUUGAGGUAUAACCCAUUUAGUUCACAUUUGUUCAGUCUCUUCAUUUAACUUGUGCUGCACAUCAGAUAUUAUUUUGCUUUUAAUCAUCAUUAAAGUGUGGUUGUAACUCCAACUUGUACUCUUAGUUUAAAUGGUUGUUAUUAGAGGAGUGAACCUCAUGUUAAGGCCACACCUCUCACACAAAAGAACAGUUGUACAUUGUAGUACAUUUACAGUACUGUAAAUUGUCAUACUUGAAACAAGGUCAAUGCAAAAGUACUUUUUCCACACACAUUAUAUUUUUAUUAAUAUGUUCUGUAUAUUAGUUAGUAUUGUACAUGGUUUAGGAGACCAAAUAUUAUAGUAUAUAAAAUAUGUUACUAUAGAAAUGUAUUCUUCUUGUAAAAAAUACGUUCCAUAUUGUCUGUUACAGGUUGGUUUGUGUGGUGGGGAUAUAAUGUUUUUUUUUUUUUUUUUUGAAUGAGGAGCUUCCGCCAUUAGAUCAGCAAAAUGUAGAUUAUAUGCAUGGUUCUCACUGUAUCGAGGGAAUUUUGUUAACAACAUUACAGAUCUGUAGGUUUUCAGGGAUUUUUUUUAUUUUAUUAUUAUUUUUUUUAUAUAAAGUUGAGCAAUGUUUUCUUUGAAAGAACUGAAUCGCAUUUGAAAAUCUGCAAUUUUUUUUUUUAUAUUUUUUAUUUUAAAUAAAACAUUUGAAAAAUGUUAUGGCAAUUAAUCACAUUGCCCCCUCCCCCCAUUCUAAGUAACCUUGUGAUAAGACAACGUAAUGUAUAGAAAAUAUGUUGAUUCUAAAGUAUAUAUACACAUCACAGGAGUAUUUGUUGUGCUUCCUUUUAGUUUAUGCUGAUUUAAAAAAAAUAUUUAAUGAUUUUAAAAAAGCCCGGAAAGCUGAUUUAAAAAAAAAAUAUUUAGGGAUUUAUUUAAUUUUUCUUUUGAUUCUGUGGUAAAAUAUGUCUCAAACAAUUAUUUGUGAGAUUCACUCAUUAUACUUUUUCAAGAUUUGUUUGGAAGAAACUAAACCUAGUUCAUCUUCAUUUAUUGAAGGCAGUUGAUCAUCCAGUGUGGAUCAGACUCGUGACUCAUGAGGUACAUUACUGCCUAACAACUUGUGUGACUCUCACGCAGUUAAGCCAAAAAACGGCUUUCCCCCUCUGAAUAAUGUAUGCUGCUGAACUAUUAUAUGCCCAAUACACUGCCAGUGUUUGGUACUCAUUUGUAGCAUAUUUUAAUAAUACAAAAUGUGACUAUGGGAAACAGUGUGUAAUACAGUUCUCCAUGUAAAUGGAGGGACUCUUUGUGCAGCUGAAGAGCAGGAUGCAUAGCAACAGUUUGACUGUUAAGUAAUGUGUAGCUGUUUUUCACCUAAAUGUGUUUAAACCAGUGGAACAGGUUACUACCCAAGUAGUUUUAUAGUAGUAUACUCUAAAAAGAUGUUCAUUUGAAAACAUAUUUUAAUUACAAUAUUGUACAAAAUAAAACUAGAGAUAUAUUUAGAUAUGUUGGUCAAUAUGCUAAGAAGACAGAUUUAGCAAUGAAAUUUGAAGUUGUAAUUUUUAGUCACAUUACCAUUUAGAUUUUUAGUGUUUAGAUUUUACUUUUUACCAACUAUAGCACCUAAAUUAUUGUUGUUUUGUAUUCAUAUGUAUGUUGUCCUUUCUCUUCCUCUUUACAUUCUGUUUCUCCACUUCAGAAUGAAUGUGUAUAUUGGCCCCUAAAAUUGUCUAAAUUGCUUUGCAUUAGAAAACAAGAUGAAACAAAGUAUGCUAGACAUUUAGAAUUGAGCUUUUUCCAUUUUUCAGUUACUUCAAUUUUCCUUGUAUUUUAAACCAACUGGUCCCACUGUGAUUUUAGUGGAUGUAUGAAGUCAGUUCACACAAGUGCUCUAGCAGAUUAAAUAGUUUUGUCUCCAUUUUGAACAAUCUACAUAUUGUAUUAUAAUUUUAUAAAUUCUUUUUGUGAAAUGUUUUGCUUGCAAAUGUGUUGUGCUAUAGUUCUUUACAAAAAUGGACCCUUGGUUUGAUAUUUUGUUAUAAAUUGCAAAGACUUUAAUUUGUUUUUAAGUGUGACCGAAGUGUCCAAAUAUGUUUGUGGGGCCGCUAUAUGUCCAUAAAAGGUUUCUAUUGUUAGAUGUUUCCCAUCAAUAUGAAAGCAUGUAAAUUGGCAGAACUAAAGGUUUACGAAACCGAUGUUUGCAUAGGAAGAGUUGAUUGAUGUAAAUGUUUAUUUACAUUGUGUGUUGCAGCACAUGUACUGCAGCAUACACUCCUGGUCUUUUAUUGUUCCAUGUUGGGUUGUUUGUGUAAACCUCAGAGAGACUGUGAACACACGGGUGCUAUUUCUGGUCCAGAAUCACUCAACUGCACUGGUCUUGUGGUUUUAAUAUACAAUUUCACUCUGAUGGAAGUGAUUUAGAGAUGAUUUAGAAGGGCUAGGCUGCUAUUGGACUUAAGCAUCUGUUGACUUCACUGGGAUAAUUAUCAUCUUCUUUUUUUUUUAUCAUAAUUUGGAAAAGUGUAAUGAUUGUCAAAUGUUGUUGUCAGUGUGGUCAGUAAUAGACAUUGCUGUUUUCCAUGAACCAUGUGGCAAGUUGAACCAUUAUAAAACAUAAACCUGGAAUGUUCAAAUAAUCUUGUCCUUUUUUCUCUAGAAGUUUUCUUUUGGCCAUCGAGCAUCCUAGUC
This is a messenger RNA of Xyrauchen texanus (razorback sucker), 4594 nucleotides long. Its product is annotated as ran-binding protein 3-like. Gene Ontology annotation, cellular component: cytoplasm; nuclear pore. The coding region runs from base 110 to 1543 and encodes 477 amino acids. The transcript has 17 exons. Gene Ontology annotation, biological process: protein export from nucleus. Gene Ontology annotation, molecular function: GTPase activator activity. The record is from RefSeq and is a predicted model, not a curated record. Lineage: Eukaryota; Metazoa; Chordata; Actinopteri; Cypriniformes; Catostomidae.